AUGGUAACAACAUUCCUUGGCAAACUAAAAAGACGAGUUGUAACCAUUGAUGGGUAUGUUGAUGUGCCUCCCAAUAGUGAGGAACAACUACUCCAGGCUGUUGCAUCUCAACCUGUGAGUGUAGGUAUAUGUGGUAGUGAAAGAGCUUUCCAGUUGUACUCAAAGGGGAUCUUCUCUGGCCCAUGUUCAACUUCUUUGGAUCAUGCUGUAUUGAUUGUUGGUUAUGGUUCAGAAAAUGGAGUUGAUUACUGGAUUGUGAAGAACUCCUGGGGAACAGGUUGGGGAAUGAAAGGCUACAUUCACAUGGUGCGAAACAGUGGCAAUGCACAAGGGGUUUGCGGUAUAAACAUGCUAGCUUCGUAUCCAACUAAGACUAGUCCUAACCCCCCUCCUCCACCUUCCCCUGGUCCAACUAGAUGUAGUCUCCUGUCCUACUGCUCAGAAGGUCAAACCUGUUGCUGUACGCGGCCGUUAUGGGGCUUCUUAUGCUUUUCAUGGAAAUGCUGCGAGCUGGAUUCAGCUGUGUGUUGCAAUGAUCACGUUUCUUGUUGCCCUCAUGAUUAUCCAGUUUGUGAUACCCAAACGAAGCGAUGCCUCAAGAGUUCUGGGAACUUCACAAGAGUAAAAGUGAUUGAGAAGGCAAGUUCUUUUGGGAAGUCUGGAGGUUGGAAUUCUAUUCUUGAGGCUUUGAAUUGGUAAAAUCACUAGCAUUAAGGUACUGUUAUUAUUAUUCGCUGUUUUUGUGAUGAUCAUCAAUAUUGUUUCUUCACUAUACUUCACAUUAUCUGUACAUCAAACAGCACAAAAUUUUAUUUUGGUUCAGAAUUUUCUAUUUUAUUGGGAAAUUGUACUACGCUCAAUUUCACCAUUUAGAUUUGUGGAUCACUGAAACAAGGUGUACUCAUCCUGUCAACCAAUAUCAUCCUUUCCUCUGUAUUAUCUGAUUUAA
Messenger RNA from Macadamia integrifolia, 949 nucleotides. RefSeq names its product probable cysteine protease RD21C. Gene Ontology annotation, cellular component: lysosome. The coding region runs from base 1 to 699 and encodes 232 amino acids. Lineage: Eukaryota; Viridiplantae; Streptophyta; Magnoliopsida; Proteales; Proteaceae. The record is from RefSeq and is a predicted model, not a curated record. Gene Ontology annotation, molecular function: cysteine-type endopeptidase activity. The transcript is spliced from 4 exons.